AGCACUACGCAGGACUCCAGCUCAAGCAGCACAGAAGGUCCAAGUCCUACUAGUACAAGGGAAUCAUCUUCCAGCAGCACAGAACAACCUGCCAUUAGCACUACCCAAGAAUCCAGCUCAAGCAGCACAGUAGGUCCAGCUAAUAGUACUACCCAAGAAUCUACCUCAAGCGAUACAGGAGCUCCAGCCAGUAGCACUACCCAAGAAUCCAGCUCAGGCCCCACAGGAG
Bombus impatiens (common eastern bumble bee) is the source of this 229-nucleotide messenger RNA. RefSeq names its product putative protein TPRXL. The annotation marks the transcript as partial. The transcript has a single exon. The record is from RefSeq and is a predicted model, not a curated record. NCBI's taxonomy places the organism in Eukaryota, Metazoa, Arthropoda, Insecta, Hymenoptera, Apidae.